UGAAGAGCGGCUCUCCAGAGACAUGAGGGGAGCUCUUUUCCUUAAAUAUUAACAUCAAGCGCGGACACAAAGGCGGGAAAGUAAUCAUUUGGAUUAAAUCUCUCCAUGUGGAUUCCCACCGGUUCACAAAUGAGCUACAGCAAAUAAUGUCAAAGGAAUUCAGCCCCCUGAUGAAAGAGGAGUGACCUGUUGAUCCUCCUCUUCUCCCACUUCACUUAGAGAGGCUGCUGAGGCUGAAGAGCAUCCCUUCAGCCCGCCUCAUCUCGCCACCAUUUCCUCAAUAAAAGCAGCACCGCCCUCCCAGACUGAGGUGAUGGGAAGUGUGCGAGCCAGUCGCUACAGCAUUGUGUCAUCAGAGGAGGACGGCAUGAAGCUUGCCACUAUGGCAGUUCCCAAUGGCUACAGCAAUGGAAAAGCCAAGGUGCACACAAAGCACCAGCCGCAGAGCAGAUUUGUGAAGAAAGAUGGUCACUGCAACGUUCAGUUCAUCAACAUGAGCGAGAAGAGCCAGCGGUACCUGGCUGACAUCUUCACCACGUGUGUGGACAUCCGCUGGAGGUGGAUGUUCAUCAUCUUCUGCCUCGCCUUUCUCCUGUCUUGGCUGUUCUUUGGUUGUGUCUUCUGGCUGCUGGCCAUUUUUAAUGGCGACUUGGAAGACACGGACGCGCCAAAGUGUGUUACCAAUGUGAGCAGCUUCGUCGCCGCUUUCCUGUUCUCCAUCGAAACUCAAACUACAAUCGGUUACGGCUACAGAUAUGUGACGGAUGAGUGCCCUGUGGCUGUUUUCGUGGUGGUUUUCCAAAGCAUAGUGGGCUGCAUCAUUGACGCCUUUAUCAUUGGUGCAGUGAUGGCAAAAAUGGCCAAACCCAAAAAGAGAAAUGAAACUCUGGUGUUCAGCCACAACGCCACAGUGGCCAUGAGGGACAACAAGCUCUGCCUGAUGUGGCGUGUGGGCAACCUGCGGAAAAGCCACCUGGUGGAGGCACAUGUGCGCGCCCAACUUCUCAAAUCCAGAACGACAGAAGAGGGGGAGUACAUCCCCCUCGACCAGAUGGACAUUGAUGUGGGCUUUGACAGUGGAAUCGACCGAAUCUUCCUGGUCUCCCCAAUCACCAUCGUUCACGAGAUUGACGAGGACAGCCCAUUCUACAACAUGAGCAAACAGGACCUGGAGGGUUCGGAAUUUGAAAUUGUGGUCAUCCUGGAGGGCAUGGUCGAAGCGACAGCGAUGACCACACAGUGCCGCAGCUCCUAUGUGGCCAACGAGAUCCUGUGGGGCCACCGCUUUGAGCCUGUGCUGUUUGAGGAAAAGAACUACUACAAGGUGGACUACUCCCGCUUUCACAAGACCUAUGAGGUACCCAGCACGCCUCUGUGCAGUGCCAGAGACCUCGCAGAGAAAAAAUACAUCCUGUCCAGCACUAACUCAUUCUGCUACGAAAACGAGAUGGCACUGGAAAACAAAGAGGACAUGGAUGAGGGCAACGGGAGUAGUGUUGGUCCUGACGGCACCCAGACGGACAACAUUUCAGACACUGAACACAGCCAAGCCAUGGUGCCGCUAGAGCCGCGGUCUUUGAGGCGGGAGUCAGAGAUAUGACAGCUCAGUUUGCACACGCAGACUUUCUUUAGAUUCACCCUCCGCUCCGAAAGGCACAACGAGCUGAGCCGGCUGUUGGAAACGAAUCGAACGGUACUGCUGUGAGAAGCGGCAAAAAGUCGGAGUCUGCCUCAACAAACGCUAUGACAAAACACAGCACUAUGACGCACGUGAUUCUUGCAGAAUGAAUUCUCCACCGUUUCCUCAUGAAUGUGCGCUGCUCAGUGUCUGCAGAGAGGAGGGAGGCGGAUGGGAUGACUUGGAAACUAAAGAACUUUCUGUCCAGCAAGAACAAGAUGCUUUCAGAUUUGUUCCUGUUUUCUAGUGCUGGAACGUAGUAGAACUUGCACUUGAAGAGAAAAGUUCAUAUUUGAUGCAUUAACAUAGAUACUACGGAUGUCUGGAACAAUGAUUAUUUGUUCAUGAGCUGGUCUCAUAGUGAACAGACGUCACUGAGUGCAAUUUCUGUAACGCAAUAAGUCGAAGAACGUACAGAGACCUUCCUUUGGGGACGACGGCGCUGGUUCUCUGAGCUUUCCCUUUGACAGGAAGCCCUUUAGACGACUGCUCAGAAGUGGCCGCGCUGCAGAGCGGGACAUGCUUGUUCAUGUUAAGCGAUCAGAGUAGAGAGGAAUCAAUGGCACCAAACUGACAGAGAUUAAUUUAAUGCAGACCAGGGUUUAUACGAGAAUCUGAAUGUUCUUAAACGUGCUGCUAUGGUGUUGCUUCUGACUCUUUUCUGAUAUAAAAAAAAUACCAAAGAGUGUUUCUAUCCAAGUUGUGUGUUCUAUUAAAAAAAAACAGCACCUAACUAGGUUUGGUACAUUUUGAUUUUGAAGUGGGUGUGUACAGUUGCGUUUUUAUUCUUUAUCUUGAGCCACAUCAUCAAGCCUCAACAGGUCAGCGCUAAAAUGUAUCGACAGAAACAUAGAAACCAAUAUUCUUUUCAAUAAGGACAAUAAUUCCUUUAGGCAUCAACUUGAUAGAGUUUAAAAAUUGAAUGUCCAGAGAAAUCUGGCACACUGAAGGUGUUCCUUUUCUACCAGAACCAGACCUUUUUCACUCUGUCAGUCUGUGAUCUGUGUCGGUAAAGUUUGAAGCCAAAUGUACUGUAAGCCCUACACAUGACGCUGUGCUGCACAAGACUCAACACAAAUGUAUAUCCUGCAUUGUAUUUUUUUUCUUUUUGUUUUUAAACGGACGUGGAAAGCCGCUUGGAUCCAUGGAAUGAACUCGUGUAAAUGCCUUCCUACCUUUUGCAGUUACUUUAUCAGUCUUCCAAAUGCCCAGCAAAACUACAGAAUGUACAGGUUUUUGUAUUAAUUUUAUUAUUAUUAUUGUACAUGAUGUUAUAUGAAUCUUUUUCAAUAAAAUACUGGUGGGAAAACAUAA
Molecule: messenger RNA, 2992 nt
Organism: Oryzias latipes (Japanese medaka)
Lineage: Eukaryota; Metazoa; Chordata; Actinopteri; Beloniformes; Adrianichthyidae
Source: RefSeq, a predicted model, not a curated record